AACUGGAACAUAACCUAAAGUAGUAUAAAAUUAAAUUGUUUAUAUUUUUUAUAGCAUUUUAUUUCAAAGAAAGAUUUUAGAUUUCCUAUCUUUGACAUUAUAGCAUAUUUGAUAACAUGCAGUUAUCUAGAACGGCUGUGAAAAUAUUGUUAGCCACAAACAGACAUAUACAUAGGAAUAUUUGUAGUGGCGUACAAAAUUUCAAUGUACCAAACACAAUAAUAAUUCAUGGAGAGUCCAGUCAAGGAACAUACCACAGUGUUUUAGACAAAGUGGAUGCAGAUAUCUCUACAAUUACACCACAUUUUCCUCCGUCUUUUAAUUUGGCCGCAUAUGUGAAUUCUUCAGAAAGCUUACAAAACUUAUUGAAACUGAAUGUGAAUUUAAGUAAAAUUGAAAAAAAGCCCUAUGUAGCUGAGAAAAUACUAAAACUAGAUUUUGAGAAAGAUAUUAAAGGACAUAUUUUUUUUCUAAAUGACUAUGUGGAUGCAGAAGCCUUAGGCGAAUUUAUUACCAAAAAUCCAUUAAUUCUGUGUCAACCACUUGAAGAUCUAGAAGUUAGAAUUAACUAUUUGAAGUCAAAAUGUUUUUCCAAUAUUCAGAUUAGAAGAAUUAUUUCGAAGAAUCCAUUUUGGUUAAUGUUCAGUACAAAACGCAUUGACAAGAGAUUGGGGUACUUUCAGGGGAAAUUUACUUUAUCAGGAGAAGAAGUCAGACUUCUUUCAACAAAACAGCCGAAAAUUAUAACUUAUAAUCUCCAUCAUAUUAAUACAAAUACAUUUGUUAUUAAAGAAGAGAUGGGAUUUGAAGAUAACGAAAUUAAACAAAUGAUAUUAAACAAACCUAAAUUGUGGAUGAUUGAUCAAAAAUGUUUAUUGGAAAGGUUUAAUUAUUUUCAUAAUGUAAUGAAAAUACCACAUUCUAUGUUGCUGCAAUUUCCAGAAGUGUUGUUGUGUAGAAACUUUAGAGUGAAACAAAGACAUUUGUUUUUACAGAAACUAGGGAGAGACCAAUUUGACCCAACAAAAGAAAAUUAUGUUCCAAUUAAAGCUUUAGUUGAAAAGACAGAUAUAGAAUUUUGUAGAAAUUAUGCAAAGUGUAAUAUUGAUGAUUUUAAUGUUUUCUUAAAAACACUUUGAAUUUAGUUAUCCAGCUUUGCCUAAAGAGACUUUAUUUCCAAAAGCAUUCAAUGAAUGGUAUAAAAGAGUGUCUAGAAUUCCAGCCACUGUAAAUACUCCACCUAUUAUUGCACAAAUGUUUGUAGCUAAAUGACCAAUAGACCUGAAACAGAUUAGAUAAAAUAUUGUUACAUCCCGGUUACAUCUAUGUAUGCAAUAAUGUUUGUUUGCUCUUUAAACUAUAUAUAUUAAAAUUAUUAAUAACUCA
Molecule: messenger RNA, 1386 nt
Organism: Pectinophora gossypiella (pink bollworm)
Lineage: Eukaryota; Metazoa; Arthropoda; Insecta; Lepidoptera; Gelechiidae
Gene: mTerf3
Product: transcription termination factor 3, mitochondrial
Exons: 3
Coding region: 117-1139 (340 amino acids)
Biological process (GO): regulation of DNA-templated transcription; mitochondrial ribosome assembly
Cellular component (GO): mitochondrion
Molecular function (GO): double-stranded DNA binding
Source: RefSeq, a predicted model, not a curated record